Molecule: messenger RNA, 1011 nt
Organism: Eucalyptus grandis
Lineage: Eukaryota; Viridiplantae; Streptophyta; Magnoliopsida; Myrtales; Myrtaceae
Exons: 2
Coding region: 1-1011 (336 amino acids)
Biological process (GO): proteolysis
Molecular function (GO): aspartic-type endopeptidase activity; zinc ion binding; nucleic acid binding
Source: RefSeq, a predicted model, not a curated record
AUGACUACUCGUGUAAUGAUCUUUCCAGAAGGCGUUGUUCAAGAUUGGAACACUUUCCGUGAAGCUUUCAAUGAUAAGUUUUUCUCUGAGACUGCCAGAGAGGUGAAGAUGGCAGAAUUUCAACGUCUUCGCCAGGGUUCCCUAUUUGUUGAUGAGUAUGAGGCGAAGUUUGCUGAACUUUCGCGAUAUGCCCCCGAGUUAAUCGAGAACCCUGUGAAUCGAGCGAGGAGGUUCAGAGAUGGGUUUAGGCAAGAUUUGAGAAGCGCCUUAGUCCUUCUAGAUCGGAAGACUUAUAACGACAUAUAUCGGAGAGCUCAGAAGAUUGAGAAAGAUCAUAACGAUAAAGCUGCCUCAUCUGGAUCGAGAUUUAGCUCUCACAGGGACAACAUCCGCCAAGGAAAGAGGCCGAUGUUUGGAAAUAGAUUCCAAAGCCCGCCCAGCAAGAAGAGUGGAUUUAAUAGGUUAGGACCUAUUAGGAAUAAUGAGUGUCGCUUGUGUGGGAGAAGACAUGGGACAGCAUCGUGCCCAGCUAGGACGGGUGCAUGUUUUGAAUGUGGCCAACAGGGCCACGUAGCCAGAUUUUGUCCAAAGAAGCAAAGAGGACAACCUCAGUUGCCGCCGCCGCCACCGAUGAGACAGAUAGGAGGGUAUGCCCCUCAGAAUGCACUACAAGGAGGACAGCAGAGACCUCCAGCUCAGGGCACUGUGUACGCAAUUACCCAAGGUCAGGCAGAAGCUGCGCCUAGCGUGAUCACAGGUACGGUCUCGCUCAACGACCAACCUGCUUACGCUUUGUUUGAUUCGGGAGCAACCCAUUCUUUCAUUGCCGAGCAAUAUGUUAGGAUGCUAGGGUUGAGUCAUGUAUUGUUGGAGUCGGCAAUUUGCAUAUCUACACCCUUGAAAGAUAAAGUUAUUGCUGCUUUAGGAUGUUCGGGGUGCAAGUUAGAGAUUGGAGUUUCUAGGUGUCUUUCCAAAAGAAUUGCCAGGGUUACCGCCAAAAAGAGAGAUUGA